AUGUCAACAUCCUCAAUUGGGGAUAUUACUGUCAGAUCCGCAAAUGAUAUAUGCCCCGGCUCUAUUCCGACUACACAGACUGAUAUCCUCUUGACUUUCCCGCAGUCGCAAGAUGUCACCGCUUUUGACUCAGUUGGUGAAUCUCAACCAGCGCUGGCACCCCCGGGCUCGUCCAUUUUUAUGGAUGACUUCUGGUCUGACAGAAUCAGUCACGAAACGCUUGAUAAUUUGACAACCCCCCUAUCUCCGACACAUAAUGACAAUUUAGACAUGGCAUUAAUGGGCUUCCUAUCUCCGACAAUAUCAAGUCACCUGGGAAUUUAUACAUCUGAGACUGACAUCCGUUUGCUCAUAAACUUUAUGGAGGACAGUUUCUCCCGACAGUAUACCUUGAAUCGGGCACCUUUGGCCUUGCAAAAGAGCUGGCUACUAUAUUUGAUGCUUCGCUCUCCUACUUUUUACAACACGUCCCUGAGCAUGAGCGCAUAUUAUCUGUAUUUGAGUGAGUCUAAUAACACCAAUGCCCGGGAACUAGCCCUCAGGAACUACCAUAAAUAUCGAGAAAUGGCCAUCAGAGGUUUCGAUGGCCUGGACUCAACACUGCCCACUAUACAUGGGUGGGUAGUUAUAUGCGGUAUUCAUAUUGCUCUUUUAGAGGCACUCGGCAAGAACAUGCGAAGCUGUCAGUCAUACCUUAGACGUGUGGGACAAUUUUUCAUUGAGAAUGGAUAUUUGUUAUACACAAACUUGGUAGGCCAGCGCCGAAAUUCCGCUGCCUCACUGACAGCAUCAAAUGCACUGCCUCCAACGCCCGAUAUGUCCCCCCGUGUGGGCAUGUCACAACCCUCUCCCAUGGAACUUGAAGCUGCAGUUUUUUUCGCUGCCAAAUUCGUUUGGAAUGAUGUACUGUGUAGUGCAGUAGAAAAGAAGAUACCCUGUGCCCCCGAUACCCACCGGAAACUUCUUGCAGAUGACGAAUUCUCCUCGGUUUUCAAAGAUAUUACCGGCUGCGAGACGUGGAUCAUGACCGCCAUCAUGGAUGUCAGCGCGCUGGAAAUAAAGAAAGGGGAACAAUUGGCACAAGGAAACCUCAGCAUACGCGAACUAGCAAGCCAGGCAGACAAGAUUGAGAGAAUCGUGGAACGAGAAAUGGAAAGGCUAUCUAACAGCAUAAGCCUGCCGCAACAAUCUCAUGGCGAACCGCCCGACAAAACUUCGCCCCAUCAUCUUAUCCAGACUUUUAUAUUUGGUUAUGCCGUGCUAAUUCAUCUAAACACGGUUGUUUCUGGGGCCCUGACUGGAGUUCCCGAGAUUCAUCAGAACAUCAGCCGUGCAAUACUCGCAUGGGAGAUGCUCCCUUCAACGACGAGCCCAAGGUAUUUGGCAUGGGCGUAUAGCACCAGUGCGAGUCUUGCAACUGGCUCUCAACGAGAUGUAUUUCAAAAUGCCGUCGUGCAUAUGUCACAGCUUGAUGCCAACCUGGGUAGUCUCCGUGUUCUUUUCCCGGGCGCUUUACGCGCUGUUCCCAAACACAACAUCUCGGACUAG
Molecule: messenger RNA, 1548 nt
Organism: Talaromyces rugulosus
Lineage: Eukaryota; Fungi; Ascomycota; Eurotiomycetes; Eurotiales; Trichocomaceae
Exons: 3
Coding region: 1-1548 (515 amino acids)
Source: RefSeq, a predicted model, not a curated record